This is a messenger RNA of Oreochromis aureus, 583 nucleotides long. RefSeq names its product HOP homeobox (gene hopx). The record is from RefSeq and is a predicted model, not a curated record. The transcript is spliced from 2 exons. Lineage: Eukaryota; Metazoa; Chordata; Actinopteri; Cichliformes; Cichlidae. Bases 153 to 380 code for a protein of 75 amino acids. Gene Ontology annotation, molecular function: DNA binding. Gene Ontology annotation, cellular component: nucleus. Gene Ontology annotation, biological process: cell differentiation; regulation of transcription by RNA polymerase II.
AUAUUCACACACCCACACUGCUCACAGACUCCCGCCGAGCUGUAAGUACGCGCUGCUUCAUCUCUGCGUCCUCUGCGCGCACGCCUGAGCUCCAAAUCAGGACCGAAGCAAGAACCCGCCGGAACCAGUGGCGAGCAGGAGGACACUGGAAUAUGGGAUCUAACGCGAUGGACAGUAUGAACCUGUCUCAGGAUCAAAUUGCUAUCCUGGAGGAGAAUUUCAACAAAGUCAGCAAGCAUCCGGACGGCACGACGCUCAUGCUGAUCGCAGCGGAGUGCGGACUGUCAGAGGAGGAAACACAAAAAUGGUUCAAGCUACGUAACGCACAGUGGAGGCAGUCAGAGGGUCUUCCAGCUAAACAGGGAUCUGUGCUGGACUGAGAUUUUCCAACCACCUCUUUGGAUGCAGGGAGCUACUUCCUUCUGGACGAACUGACUUCCUCUCCUAUUCCUCACAUGCUUCCCUCUCUGUUUGUUUUUGUAUCUUUGAAGCUGUUUUAUCUUACAGAAUGUGAAGGUGUUUGUGUGCUGCCAAUAUAUCUGCCAUGUUUACAGAAAUAAACAUAUUAUUAUUGUAAGUUAAA